CCAAAAAGAGGAUACCCGAGGGAUGCCAGCUCGACGAUGGUGCUCGGACCGUAGACCGCAAGAGAUUCAAAAGCGACGCUUCAGAAUCGCGAGGCUUCCGCUGUGCAUGCAUGCGAGCCGGGCGAAACCUCCACGCUGUGCGCUGGCGAGAGCUCGACGAUCAACAAGUCGGAGAAGCGUAUGGAAGGAAUCAGUGACGCUGGAUUCUCAGGCGUGCAGCAGAAUGUUGAUCUGCACGAGCCAAUAGAGCACAGAGAUGAUCCCUACCGAUCUCUGAUGGUCGACAAGCGCGGUGGUCAUUCCGAAGUGCUGCGAUUGAUAGAGAUUGGCACAAGCUCAGAUGGCACAGCAGACGAAGCUGAUCCCUCGGCUGCGCUCAUUACAGUCGAUCUGGAGGAACGAGACCCUGAAGCUUCUGUUCGAUCUGAAAUGAAGGCUUCAUCCACCGCGGUCGCUUUCGAAUCGGAGGAUGAAGCGGACCGCUCGGAGUUGAGCCCAUUCCGUCGCCCGACGAGACUCUGGAAGAAGGUAUGCGAAAGUCGAGUGGAGAUGAUAAUCAACCUUUAUGGUAUCCAUGCCGUACGCUCUGCGGUGGAGAAAGAGGCGAUCGAUUAUUGGUCUGCGCAGGAUGCGCGGGCAGAAUCGUCUACUCCCUCAGACUCCGAGGCAUCUUCUGCAUCGCCCCAUCCCACGUCUGCGUAUCGCUACAGAGACACUGCAGACUCUUUCGAAGAGCCCGACUCUGAACCGGCGCUCACGCAUUCGCCAUCCGCCAGUAUUCACGACGACGACGACUCCUUUAUGGAAUGGGAGCCGUCCGAACACUCCGACGACGAAGAUGCGGGCUUGAUUCCAGACGUGGACGCAGACCCAGACAGCGACGAUUUCGAUAAUCGUCCUGUCCUCAGGCGCAGCCGUGCACCCAGUCCGGAGUUUGCCCCUUUCCCGACGGAGGCACCUAGUGUCGUGGUUGUGGAGGAGAAUCUGCCGCGAUUGUCGAGCAUACCUGUGCGCCUUACGAAGGAGAAGGUGUUGGUGCUUCGCGGAACCCCUGCGUGCGUCGCGCCGUGGGCGCGGGGUUCGCUCACGCCUGCUCGCGUGUCGUCCUAGUUUGUAUUUCUAGUCGCAAAGAGAUGUAUGCACGCAUCUGCUCUCUAUGCAUGCUUUAUUCUUAUCCACGCUGUGUAGUUUUAUUCGAAUGCGCGAUAGUACUUCGAGUUUCAACAU
Laetiporus sulphureus 93-53 is the source of this 1227-nucleotide messenger RNA. RefSeq lists its product as uncharacterized. The record is from RefSeq and is a predicted model, not a curated record. The coding region runs from base 181 to 1110 and encodes 309 amino acids. The transcript has 4 exons. NCBI's taxonomy places the organism in Eukaryota, Fungi, Basidiomycota, Agaricomycetes, Polyporales, Laetiporaceae.